This is a messenger RNA of Peromyscus californicus insignis, 1295 nucleotides long. Its product is annotated as 40S ribosomal protein S15a-like. Lineage: Eukaryota; Metazoa; Chordata; Mammalia; Rodentia; Cricetidae. The transcript has a single exon. Bases 602 to 955 code for a protein of 117 amino acids. Gene Ontology annotation, cellular component: ribosome; cytosolic small ribosomal subunit. The record is from RefSeq and is a predicted model, not a curated record. Gene Ontology annotation, biological process: translation. Gene Ontology annotation, molecular function: structural constituent of ribosome.
CCAGAAGAGAACCUGAUCCUUUACUCUGAGGAUAGCACCUCUCUUAACAUGUCUAGAGGAGUCUUUUCCCAUCCUGUGGCAGUUGGAGACUGCUUGUGUCAUAGACCUUCAGUGGACAAAGCUGUGGAGAACCACACAAGCCCAAGUGUGAAAGGGUGCACGUACACAGAGGCCAGGCAGAAAAAGUUAAGAAAUCCUGCCCACUGAAAACAGAAGAGGACUGUGCCUCACUUCUGCAUCAUAUUGCUGCCCACUAAGUGAAUGCCCUUUGUGUACAUGGAGGCUGAACAUCAGAAUGUGUAGACCUGUAGGGUUCCCUUAAAGUCUGCCAGGUGUGAUGGUACCUACCUGUAGUUCCAGUACUCAGAAGUGGAGGUGGGAAAAUGAUGAAUUACAGGCCAGCCCUGGCUACAUACUCAGACUUGAUAUCACGAAUAUUAUAGGAGCUAGAGAGAUGGCUCAGCAUUUAAGUGUGUGUACUGCUCUUGCAAAAGACCCAAGUUUGGUUUUAUUGCUGUGAAAAGACACUAUGACCAUGGCAACUCUUAUAUAAAGAAAAAUAUGCCUCUUUCCACCAUGCCUCUUUCUGCAAACCAUCACCAUGGUGCGUAAGAAUGUCCUGGCUGAUGCCCUCAAGAGCAUCAACAAUGCUGAGAAGAGAGGCAAAAGCCAGGUCCUCAUUAGGCCCUGUUCCAAAGUCAUUGUUCGGUUCUUAACUGUGAUGAUGAAGCAUGGUUACACUGGUGAGUUUGAAAUCAUUGAUGACCACAGAGCUGAGAAAAUCAUCGUGAACCUCACAGGCAGAUUGAACAAGUGUGGAGUGAUAAGCCCUAAGUUUGAUGUGCAACUCAAAGACCUAGAAAAAUGGCAGAACAAUCUGCUCCCAUCCCGUCAGUUUGGCUUCAUUGUCCUGACGACCUCAGCUGGCAUCACGGACCAUGAAGAAGCAAGAUGAGAACACACAGAAGGGAAAAUCCUGGGAUUCUUUUUCUAGAGAUGUGAAACACAAAAAGCCUCCAUGGACUGAAAAAAAGAAAAAGGUUUAUUUAUUUGGGGCUGGCUCACAGUUUCAAAGGUUUUGUCCAUUAUUGUCAUGGCAGGAAGCAUGGUGGUGUGCAGGCAGACGUAGUAUUGGAGAGAGAGCUAAGAGUUCUACAUCUUGAUCCUGGGGCAAGCAGAGGGAGACUGUGCUAGACUGGGCAUAGCCUUUCUCCACCCCCUGGGAUCUUUGCCUGGAGUCAGACUCGCCCCUUCGCUACGCCACGCCCCUUUGGCGUGGAGCCUUUCCCCACAGC